CGUCCCACCCUCCACGAUCGCCAGUCCACCACCUUCCACUACCACACCUUUCCCACCGCUCCGCCGCGGCAACGAUCCGACGCUUCACGACGCACGAAAAGUAACGACACUCAACAACCUCCCGAGUCGCCAUCAUCACCACAAAGCGGAUCCUCCUCCCACUCCUCCAACAAAGGCAAUGGCAAUGAGACGCCGUUGCCCAAGGCCCAGCUGCUCAUCCUGGCCGUCAUCGCCUUGGCCGAGCAGACUGCCCUGAACAGCAUCUCCCCCUACCUGCCCGAAAUGACAUCCACCUUCCCCGAAGUCGACCAAGAAAAAAUCGGCAUGUACGUUGGCCUGAUCGCCUCGUCUUUCGCUCUGGCACAGUUUGCGACGAACUUCUUGUGGGGCUGGCUAUCGGAUAAGGUUGGGCGGAAACCGGUGGUGCUCACCUGCACAUUCCUCACCGCGUGCUGUUUCGUGGGGUUUGGCUUUAGUCGCACGCUGUGGCAGGCGGUAUUGGCACAGGUGUUGAUGGGGCUGUCGAAUGGGAAUCAAGGAGUGGUGAGCACGUGCUUGGGAGAGAUUACCGACCGGUCAAACCAGAGUCGUGCGUUUCAGUAUUUGCCGAUCAUCUAUGGGAUUGGCGGCAUCACUGGCCCGAUCGUCGGCGGGUUGUUGGUGAAGAAUCCGGGGGAUGGCUACGCUUACCCUUUCCUGCUGCCUAACAUAUUCUCAGCGGGAGUGCUCAUCCUCGACAUGAUUUUGAGCAUGAUCUUCCUCAAAGAAUCCCUGGAAUGUGCUCAAGGUCUCCCUCCCCUGGGGAAACGAGUGUCGAGCGUCUUCGCCCGCGUCUGGCAAUUCACCAGCGCCCAUCGACCCACAUACCUCCGACGCUCCAAAAAGCGCCAGACAGACAGCGAAGCCGACACCGACUCCGACAACGACAACGAUUCCAACAGCGAAGCCAUGGAAUCUGUCCCCUCCCUCCUUCCCCACAACCCGCAAUCCGAACUGACUCGCGCCAAAGUCUUCACCCGCGACACCAUCCUCCUCCUCGCCACCUUCCUCAUCUUCCAACUCGCCAACAUUGCCUACAACUCCCUCUAUCCGAUCUUUGCCCAGGCCGGCCCGCCCAACGGUCGUGCGCUCUCCACCGAGGAAAUCGGCAUCUCCCUCGCCUUUGCCGGCCUCAUCACCAUCCUCUUCCAACUCGGCAUCUUUGGCCGGCUGCGAGAGAAAGUGGGCAACAAAGUCGCCUAUCGCACUGGUCUGGCAGGUUUCGUCAUCGCCUUCCUCCUCAUGCCGUGGGUGGGGUACAAAGACGGGAAAUCCGGCAAGACCAAGCCGACCACCAUGGGCCAAGUCUGGCUCUGGGUGGAAUUGGGCAGCGUGCUGAUCAUCAAAACCGUUGCUUCUGUAGGGGGUCUUACAUCUGCCCUUCUCCUCAUUACAAACUCUGCGCCGUCGCAUGCCGUCUUAGGCACAUUGAACGGACUGGCGCAAACGCUCAGUGCGGCAGGCAGAGCAGUCGGUCCCUUCAUUUCCGGGAGUCUGUUCACCGCUGCGCUCAACGUGCAGCCCAAGGGUGAGGCGUUGGCUUUUGGCAUAUUCGGCGCUGUCUCAUUCAUCGGCUUCUUGCUGAGUUUCGGCAUUCGAGGCGCGGAUUUGGAGUCUGGGGAUUGGGAGGAGGGAGAGGAUGGGAGUGGGGAUGAGGACGAGAGUGAG
This is a messenger RNA of Neohortaea acidophila, 1707 nucleotides long. RefSeq names its product major facilitator superfamily domain-containing protein. The transcript has 2 exons. The annotation marks the transcript as partial. The record is from RefSeq and is a predicted model, not a curated record. Gene Ontology annotation, molecular function: transmembrane transporter activity. NCBI's taxonomy places the organism in Eukaryota, Fungi, Ascomycota, Dothideomycetes, Mycosphaerellales, Teratosphaeriaceae. Gene Ontology annotation, biological process: transmembrane transport.